Molecule: messenger RNA, 1557 nt
Organism: Mobula hypostoma (lesser devil ray)
Lineage: Eukaryota; Metazoa; Chordata; Chondrichthyes; Myliobatiformes; Myliobatidae
Exons: 9
Coding region: 100-1425 (441 amino acids)
Source: RefSeq, a predicted model, not a curated record
UGUGACCUACGUAGCACCGGCGAUGGCGGUUGUGCUGGCUCCGGCCUGACUUCAGAUGCCAGCACGUUAGGCGUCGUCAAAAGAGAAGAUGCCGUUGCAAUGCUUGGUUCAUCAGUUUUACUGGAUUCGGAAGUCGAAGUUAACCCACGGAAGCAAGAGAUCGUUUGGACGUUCAUCAGCAGCCACAACAGCCCUGUCACCAUUUUACAUCACAUCCCGAAUUACAAGAACCGGGUAGAGCCCAGUGAACAGUUCAAGUUGCGGCUGGGUUUUAUUCUUUCCAAUGGCUCUUUGAUGAUAAAUGGAUUAAAAGUCGGGGACCAAGGAGAUUACGGUUUGGAUGUAGAUGGCCGUGAACUGAAAAUAAUACAGUUGUCCCUCUUCGAUAACCUGUUGGAAGCUACGAUAUUGACCAACUCCUCCUUCCUUGCUUCUACUAUCUGGCUCAUCUGCAACAUCAGUGGAGAUCCUCAGAAGUAUCAAUGGUGGAAAAAUGGAGUGGAAAUCUCCCAGUUUCACCAGCUUAUCGAUGGCAAUCGGACUCUAAUGAUCAUGAAUGCCUCAAGACAUGUCUGUGGAAUUUAUACCUGUGUGGCAACCAAUCCAGUCAGCUUCAUCCAGGCUAACCACACCCUAUUCAUUUCUGGUUUUCAUCAAGAGGACGUUGCAAUAAUUGUUCUGUCGGUGAUCUCUUCGGUGCUUUCUAUUUUGCAGUGCUCGCAGUGCUUGCUGCUGAAGACAGACAAAGCUGUGAGGUGGGCCAAAUGCUUGAGGCAUUUCCUGGAUAUCUGUACCUUCAUGACCUACGUCACGACCCUCAUGACCUGUGUCACGGCCCUCAUCAAACUUAUCCCCACGAAAGGUUCGGACCCUGUCGUAGUAGCGGUUUAUUGCACAGUGUCCCAUCAGCUUCUGACUUCGGGUCUGCUGCUCGCUGUCCAGUGGCUAGACUGUCUCAAAAAGAGGGCAGCUAUUUUGGAAAGGACCGUAGCUGGACUUCAUGUCAUCGUGAUCAUCACUUCAGUCGUUUUUUUGGCAUUAUUAAGUCAUCCAGACUAUCAAGGCUGUGAAAGCAGCUUUAUUGUCUGGAGGGUAUUCUUUGGAGCAGUGAUCGUGGGUGUUGUGGUCUUUCUCUUCAACUUCGUUGUCGAACACCUAUCCUGCAGAAAGGAAAAUUCUGAAAUGGACCCACCAGAUCCCACAGCUUCUGAUGAACGUCUGAUGUCUGAUUUAAAAAGCGUACAUCAGUCUUCAUUUUCAGACGACAUUCCCAGUUCAAAGCCUCAACGGUCUGAACUCAGUCUUGAUGACACCUUGGUUUCCCAGCCAAAUGCUGAGUCACAGGAAUCUUGCGUACCGGAGAAUGAAGAGAAGAGCUGUGCAGUUGAAAACAAAAGCCUGGAUAGGAACAGCAUGGAGUCAUAGAAAACUACAACACAUCUCGUCCAUGCCGAACCAUUUCAAUUGCCUAGUCCGUCGACCUGCACCCCAAACAUCCAGAGGUUCAUAGUAUCAUGAACCCCGUGAUGGGAAUAAAGAACCAGCAGAGAUGGAAAA